Messenger RNA from Danaus chrysippus (African queen), 1350 nucleotides. NCBI's taxonomy places the organism in Eukaryota, Metazoa, Arthropoda, Insecta, Lepidoptera, Nymphalidae. The record is from the annotation of a GenBank genome assembly.
AUGAUUGACGUAAAUAAUAAAGUUAAUUCCUUUUUUAUCUUCAACUCUACUUUCGGACCAAGGGAGGGUGAAGAACUGAAAAGAAUACUUUUCUUUCAUCCAAAUCAAGUUAGUGUUGAUGCCCAAAAAAUGCAAGUAGGUUUAUGCGAAGCUGUUGUUAAAUUCAUGACAACAUUUUCAAAUGAACCAUGUGAAGCUCUACAGACGCAAUCAAAGAGGUAUAUUUUCUAUCAACCUGAGAAGAAUUUUUGGAUGGUUCUGGUAGUCAGAAUUCCAUAUGCAGCUAAAACUCCUUCUACACCAGGGGAGAGUAAGGAGGUGAUUGAGACAUCUGUUAUAUAUAACUUAUUAGUGUCAGCAUACAAAAUGUUCAGAAUGUUUGUUGGUCCCUUUAAAGACAUUCCACCUGAAGAUAUUUAUACAAAAUGUGAACAAUUCUUUACACCUUACAUCAUGUCCAGAAAUAUUGCAAAUGAUUUAAGUAAUAUUAUACAAGGUAUAAAUUAUUUGCCGCUAGAAAAGAAUUCAUUCUUUAGAGUGGUGUGUUUCAUAGACUUACUGGAAAUUACUUACCCGGAUUUUAAAUGUGUAUCUUUUGUCUACAAUGAACAGCUAAUAUGGAAUGGACUUGCAACAAACGAUAUGUUAACAUUAUAUCAAUAUUUAGUACAAACUUUACUUCCCAAACAAGUUGAGAAGGAAAUACAAGGUGGAGCCGUAACAGCUGCAGUAAGACAUGGCCGCUUUAUAAGUCCCCCGGAAGGUAUACGCACUUCGGAAGAUCUUAAAAAUCUACCUAAGGUGUACUUAAUGAGAGAAGAUGAUACUGAAAUGAAACAAUAUUAUUUAAUAAUAUAUAGAACACUUAGUGCAACAGUCUGUUUCACCAUUGAUGUCAACAAUACUCUCGACCUAGAUACAUUCAAAUCGUUAGAUGCAUUUAUUGGGCCCAAACUGUCUACAAUUGCAUCAUCUAUCAGCGAGCAAUGUGCACUUCACGCUUUACAAAAUGCACAAAUUUCAAGCUCGGAACACAAGUUUUUGUAUUUCAAUCGACUGAACCUGGCAUGUAAAACUUCAACGCCUGCAUCACUCACGCCAUCUACAGCAGUUAAACCAGAAGUUUUAAGUAUUAUAGCUGGUAUACAUGCUGAUAGAAAAAGUCUCGGGAAUUACGGUGAGAUUAUAAUAAAAACUCCCGACGAAUACUGGAUCACGGGAAAAAGUUCCAAUGAUAGAGAAUUUUAUGUUAUAAUACAAGAAAAAAAUGCUAACUUAAAAGAUAUUGCAGAUGAGGUGAAAAGAGUAUGCGAAGAGCAAAUGAAAGGCAUUUUCUUCUAUCCUAUUUAA